Molecule: messenger RNA, 1299 nt
Organism: Phycomyces blakesleeanus NRRL 1555(-)
Lineage: Eukaryota; Fungi; Mucoromycota; Mucoromycetes; Mucorales; Phycomycetaceae
Exons: 9
Coding region: 1-1299 (432 amino acids)
Source: RefSeq, a predicted model, not a curated record
AUGAAUGACACAGAUAACAUUAUCGAAUCUUUACUCCUAGCUAUUCAGCUCCAGUUAUCCGUCUUACGUGCCAAUCAAGAACAAAUUAAGAUGGAUAUUAACAGCCUUGGAAAUGAAAUAAUGAUCAAAGGAUCUCCAAAGCAAAAUCUCUCUUUGUUUAUUAAUAUUUCAAGUGGGUUUGUUUUCAAACCUGUGAUCAACAUUUCCACUCUUCCUUCUGUACAAGCUCUUGGCCCUCGUUCUAGUUGGGGUCCAUAUCUUCAUAUUUCACCAGAUGCCAUCAAAAUUGGGCAUCCAUUGCAAGAAUCAGUCAUCUCUGGAAAGACCGUCAAAGGAGGCAAUUCUAACAAGGCUGCCAGAGCUACCACAACUACCACCACUACUACUGCUAAUGAUAAUAGCAGCAACAUUGAUUCUGCUGAGCAAACAAAUGCUGGCAAGAUUUUUGCUUUGAUGCAAAAAAGAUCUCAGGGGAUUGAUAAUUCUGAUGCAGAUUUAUCAUCAAAAAGUUCUUGCUUGAACACAGUUCAGGUUUCAUUAGGUGAUGACCAUACCAUUGACGAGAUUUACGAAAAAAUCUCAGAAGUCAAUACGUUUUUGCGUAGUGGCAAAACAACUAUUACUUCUGAAGAUAUAGAAGCAGAAGCAAGCAAGGCUGUUGAACAAGCUCUCUCACCUGAAUGCUAUCCAGUCUUGGAUCAAUUAUUGCAAUUGUACAUACAAGAAGAACAGUUGUAUGAGAAAUAUGAUAAAACGCAAAGUACAUAUUUUGAGGCAAACAGACAUAUUAUCAAGUCUGUUGUAGAUUACCUUCGUAAUCAGGCUGAGGGCAAACUCAUUACACCAGGCAAAAUCAAAAUAAAGGUUUUGCGUUAUAUUUCAAGCCAAAAGUUGAAAAGAAAGAAGACUGGCGAUCAAACUGCAGAAACAAACCAAGUUGAAUGUCUUUCCCAAAGACGUGUUCAGAUACAAAACAAAAGAGCUUUAGCCUUAGAAACAGAUAGGGAAUACUUUGUCAAAACGUAUGGAGAGGGUCUUGAUGACUUUCUUCAUGCUGACUACAUGUCUGACCUGGAGACUGAUUGCGAAGUUGCAGACAACUCAUCUUCUGCUGAUCAAGUCUUUGGGCGAUUUCGUUCAAGUUGGAGAAGUGAAAAGGGUGACAAUUUCAUAGAAGAACUUGAUGCUAUUUAUCAGAAUAUUCCAAAAGGUAGCCAGACACGCUCUUUUGACAGAAAGAUCUUUGGAAGAAGAGAAAAGAAGCUUACCAAUGCAAAGAUGAAAAAACUGCCUUCUUAG